Synchiropus splendidus (mandarinfish) is the source of this 3408-nucleotide messenger RNA. Its product is annotated as LIM domain-binding protein 1. Gene Ontology annotation, biological process: negative regulation of transcription by RNA polymerase II; nervous system development; positive regulation of transcription by RNA polymerase II. Gene Ontology annotation, cellular component: transcription regulator complex; nucleus. NCBI's taxonomy places the organism in Eukaryota, Metazoa, Chordata, Actinopteri, Syngnathiformes, Callionymidae. Bases 56 to 1687 code for a protein of 543 amino acids. The record is from RefSeq and is a predicted model, not a curated record. The transcript is spliced from 10 exons. Gene Ontology annotation, molecular function: LIM domain binding.
GUACGAUUUAGCUGCUGUUCUAUUUGGGCUCUGGCUCAACAGUGAACCCCACCGCAUGCAUCUUGUUUGCCAGCUGAUGGGCACUAAUGAGGUGAACAUGAGAUUCACUUGCAUCAUGUUUAUUUCCUUGCACACACUCCUACUCCCGGCAUUAGGCCAAUUCUCAUCUGUGUCAGUUACGAAGAAGGGAGGAUGGGGACGAGGGCGGAUGAAAAAUUGCUUACCAGACAACCUUUAUGUGCAGUUGUGCAUUAGAGUGGUGGUGGUGGCGGCGGUAGUGGUGGGGGCAGGCGGCUCGCUGCGCUGGGCAGAGGAGAGAGGAGCAAAUGUAUUGCGGAGGGAGCAACGGAGGAGGAGGAGGGCCUACAGCUAUUGUUCAUGUCCUCCCGUGAACAAAGGGCUCAUCGGGGUCUGCUGUUCCUCAAAGUCAUUCAAGCUGUACUCUCCGAAGGAGCCCCCCAACGGUAGCACUUUCCCCCCCUUUCAUCCCGGCACCAUGCUGGACAGAGACGUUGGGCCAACCCCAAUGUAUCCCCCGACAUACCUCGAGCCAGGCAUCGGGAGGCACACACCAUAUGGCAACCAGACAGACUACAGAAUAUUUGAACUCAACAAAAGGCUACAAAAUUGGACAGAGGAUUGCGACAACCUUUGGUGGGAUGCUUUUACUACAGAAUUCUUUGAAGAUGAUGCCAUGUUGACCAUUACAUUCUGUCUGGAGGAUGGACCCAAGCGUUACACAAUUGGUCGGACGUUGAUUCCGAGGUACUUUCGGAGUAUAUUCGAGGGCGGUGCCACUGAGCUUUACUAUGUGCUGAAACAUCCUAAGGAGUCAUUCCACAACAAUUUCGUGUCACUGGACUGUGAUCAGUGCACAAUGGUCACCCAGAAUGGAAAACCAAUGUUCACACAGGUAUGUGUCGAGGGUCGUUUGUACUUGGAGUUCAUGUUUGACGACAUGAUGAGGAUAAAAACGUGGCACUUCAGCAUCAGGCAGCAUCGUGAACUCAUUCCCCGCAGUAUACUGGCAAUGCAUGCCCAGGACCCGCAGAUGUUGGACCAACUGUCUAAAAACAUUACAAGAUGUGGACUGUCGAACUCUACUCUAAACUACCUCCGUCUUUGUGUGAUUCUGGAACCCAUGCAGGAGCUGAUGUCCAGACACAAGACGUACAGCCUCAGCCCCAGAGACUGCCUCAAAACCUGCCUCUUUCAGAAAUGGCAGAGGAUGGUGGCACCACCAGGUAUGAGUGAAAACACUGCUCACGCGCCAAGCUCAUUGGCAACCGAUCUUAACGGACCUCUCUAUUCAGCGGAGCCAUCACGACAGGCCCCGAAUAAAAGGCGGAAGCGCAAGAUGUCAGGUGGCAGCACAAUCAGCGGAGGGGGAACCAACAAUAACAACAACAAGAAGAAGAGUCCUGGCAGUGGCUUCCCUCUGUCCAGCCAAGUUCCUGAUGUGAUGGUAGUGGGAGAGCCCACUCUGAUGGGUGGAGAGUUCGGCGACGAGGAUGAACGUCUGAUCACACGACUGGAGAACACGCAGUUCGAUGCCGCCAACGGCAUUGAUGACGAGGACAGCUUCAAUAACUCUCCAGCGCUGGGCUCCAACUCACCCUGGAACAACAAGGCCCCUUCCAGCCAGGAGAGCAAGAGCGACAACCCCACGUCCCAGGCUUCCCAGUAGAGCAUCGAACCCCAAAACCUCACACAAAUCAUGUUCUUACUCAAAAAGUCCACCCCAGAUCCCAGGUGCAACUUGGGCCCUGACUCCAGACUUUACGAUAAGAAUCAUCGACCACUCCUAGCCUGAACAAUCUCAGUAUCGGCCCGACGUUCUCACUGAGCCAGAGGAGGUUUCACCAUGUUUCAUCCUCGCUGUGACUUGCCCCAGUACUUAGUCUCUGGUCCUUUCUCUCUGUCCUCCAAUGUAUCGAAUGUCCUAACAACGCCCACAAACUGCAUUGGGAAGGUGCUGUGACACAUACUCACAGCGGUAAAGAAUGGAAAGGUGGCAGUUGGACUUGACAACGGUGGCGAGUUGCUUAGGGACGACUCGUCCAUCCAGACAUCAAACAUGACUAUCGCCGCAUCAGUCUGUUAAUAGCGCGUCUGUGUUCGUGAGCGAAUGGGUGAAGGGUGUAGAUGCCGAGUUUGCAACUUUCACACUAAAGAGACCAUAAUAAAGUCAACCCAUCCAAAUUGACACCGUAGUAGCUAAUGUGGCACUGGACGAAGGACAGACACAAACAUAAAUGAAGGAUUUUCCAGUUCCCUUGUGCCCGACUCAUCUCUGAGACAAUGUCUGUUCUAGAGAGAGCAUUUGCAACAAACAUACACUCACACACAGCUACACGUUUUAAGAGUUUUUAUACAGUAUAUAUUUCCCUAGAAUGUUUUUUUAAUUUGUAUUAAAACACCUUGUUUCAACUUUUUUAUUUUUACCAAUACUGAAAAGCUACAGACCAAGGAGCAACACAGGACUUUUAUCCCCAUCCCUCCCUCUAAGAUAUAUUGUUUUUAUCUUUUAUGUUUAUAAAAGAAAUUAUUCAGUGUGGAUGUUUUUAUGUUGUCUAUUUUUGGUUCCUUUUUGAAGAUAUUUUUUUGUGUAUUUGUGCUUGUAUAUUUAAGGUAGUAGCAAAGUUCUGUCUGACUGUAAUAAAAUGUAUUCUUACUUAGAUUUAUCUAAAGCCAUCCCGAUCUAAUGUAAAGAAACAAAUAGGAAAAAGGAGAAAAAAAAACGUCAUGGUCCCGGCCCUCGCCUUUUUCCUCCUCCCUCUUUUUUAAAACUUGUGUAAAUUAAAUGACAAAACCCCAGGGGUACAACAGCACCGUGGAAAGAUCAUUAACUGUCUUUUCAUUUCUAUUUAUUUAGGUCAUUUCAGCAAGUCACUUGUGUAAACAGGAUGUCUUUUUUUUUUUUUUUCCAAUGUCGGUCACAAUUUUACAUGUCACAACCCAAUGUCAAGUAUUUGUUUAACAAUAGAUUCUUCUCUACAAACAUCUGGUUUGUUUAUAUCAUGGUCUCUCUUGUGGUCAUCAAAGAGGCAGUCAUUCAUUCUGUUUUUUUUUUUUUUUCUUCCCCCCCUCCCCCACUUACCAUGUGAGUUGAUCUUGUGUUUCUGACAACUUGUAGAGAAGCGCUUGGAAGUAGGACACAGGUGAAACCUCCUGCUACUUACAACCUGGCUGGAUGUUUCCUGACUGACGUGUUUUGGCAUCCUGUACAUCUCUGUUUGGUCUUAGUUUGACACAAGCAGCAAGUGCGAUUGAGUUCGAAUGGCGGCCUGUACCUUCCUCAAUCCUUGUAGAAAGAUCAUUGUUUGAUAUAUAUAUUUUUGAUUUGGUUAGUUUCUGCCCUUGAUAAUUAAUGUAUGGUACCAAUAAAAUGAUACAUUUUCACUUUAA